This is a messenger RNA of Caenorhabditis briggsae, 1044 nucleotides long. It is a transcript of the gene Cbr-set-11, whose product is annotated as Protein CBR-SET-11. NCBI's taxonomy places the organism in Eukaryota, Metazoa, Nematoda, Chromadorea, Rhabditida, Rhabditidae. The record is from RefSeq and is a predicted model, not a curated record. Bases 1 to 1044 code for a protein of 347 amino acids. Gene Ontology annotation, molecular function: DNA-binding transcription factor activity; protein-lysine N-methyltransferase activity; sequence-specific DNA binding. Gene Ontology annotation, biological process: regulation of DNA-templated transcription. The transcript has 6 exons.
AUGGACACUUUGGUUUUUGACACUUUCAAAUACACAACGAGGAUUAUCGAUUUUUCUGGAAAUCUUGCCUCAAGAAGCGCCACGCCUACUUUUAUCUUCGCCCGCGAUCCUUGGUGUGGUUGGGGAGUUCGUGCUUCUGUAGAUAUCCCAUUUGGAACGUUUAUCGGAGAAUACGCAGGCGAAUUGAUUGAUGAUGACGAGGCCACUGAACGACACGAUUCAACGUUCCUUUUUGAAACCAGAGUGGGUCCCGAGACGUUGACUAUCGAUGCCAAGUAUUCUGGGAACUAUACAAGGUUCAUCAAUCAUAGUUGCUCUCCAAAUGUUAAGGUCGCCAAUGUAAGCUGGGAUUACGACGAGAUUCAACUUAUUCAUAUGUGCUUCUACACUGAUAGAUUGAUUAAAAAACGAGAGGAGCUGACAAUUGAUUACGGAGAGGCUUGGUGGGCGAAUAAGAUCUGUCGAGUUUGCGGAGCAAAUGCAGAGAAAUACAAUUACGGUGUGAUUUCCUGUAAUUCUUGCAGGAAUUUCUUUACUAAUUAUCAGGAAGAAUUUUUGAAAAAAUGUCGAGAGCUAUAUUUAUUAGACAAAACCAGACCGAUUGUUUUGGACCAAGAUGAUCGAAAAAUAAUGAUGAAGAUUCGGUGUACGUAUUAUGGAGAUUGUGAUAUAAAUGUGAUUACUCGAAGAAAGUGUGAUGGUUGUCGAUUGAAAAAAUGUUUGGAUGUUGGGAUGAAAUUGAAGACGAAGAGUGAAGUGAACGAGGAAGACGAUAGAUUGAAGAGGGAAAAGAACUACUUCGUCUCGCUGGAAAUGCUCGAAAACGUUGUCAGAGAACAAGAUGAGCUCCCGGCACUGAGUCAGGAGAUCCUAUCACUUCAUCAAAAACUAAUGGAUGAGCAAUCGAAGAGUUCGCAAACUGGAUCAUUUCCAUCUCCGUCUUCCUCGUCGUUUGGCUCUCAAAUCAAUCCGAUUCAUCCGAUUUACGAUCAAUUAGUUGGAAGUUUGCAACUUGAGAUUCCAACGGAAAGUGGAUUUCGAUGA